Molecule: messenger RNA, 11075 nt
Organism: Pseudopipra pipra
Lineage: Eukaryota; Metazoa; Chordata; Aves; Passeriformes; Pipridae
Gene: STAB2
Product: stabilin 2
Exons: 69
Coding region: 217-7926 (2569 amino acids)
Biological process (GO): cell adhesion
Molecular function (GO): calcium ion binding; low-density lipoprotein particle receptor activity; low-density lipoprotein particle binding
Source: RefSeq, a predicted model, not a curated record
GCCCUGUCAGGAUAUCCUGUCAUUCAGUUAGGAAGGCUUUAUUCAGCUUUCCAGUGAAAACUUUCAGCUAAUACCCUGCAUUUUGGAAUCUCUCCUGGCUGGGCAAGCUCUCCAUGCCAAAUCCCACACUCAUUUACAUUGGGGAACACAAGAGUCCUGUUAAACUAUUUACCUAAGAAUGCAGAAGGAGUAGCACCUCUGAAGAACAAUAAUUUUAUGUCUGAAUUUGAGUUUCCAUGUUUGGAGGAUUCUGAAAGAACAAGAAUCCAAUUUUUCACAAUGGGAAAAAAUCCAGGUUUUUUAUUCUUUUUUGCUUUUGUGGUUGCAAUGAAACUGUGUUCGUCGUCACAAGUCCAAGAUGAGAUGAAGAAGCAAUGUGAUCAAAAGCUGCUCAUUAGAAUGAAAACUCAAUGUGUACCUUGCUCUUUAAACCUUGACACCCAGUGCCCUGCUGGUUACACCAAAAUUACCAAUGGGACUGGGAUACCAGACUGCAGGUAUUAUCUGGAAAUUAAAACACACACACUUUCUUUUCCGGGAUGUCGGCAUCAUUGUGUGAAGGAAUUUGAACAACCUGAGUGCUGCCAGGGACACUGGGGCCCAGACUGCACGACAUGUCCAGGAGGAGCUGCAUCACCAUGCAACGGGAGAGGACAGUGCUCACAGGGUAUAACUGGAAAUGGAACGUGCACUUGUCAGGAAGGGUUUGGUGGAACAGCCUGUGAAAAAUGUGCUGAAGAUAAUUUAUUUGGUCCUGACUGCACAUCAGUUUGUGACUGUGUUCAUGGAGUAUGCAACAGUGGAAUUAGAGGGGAUGGAAGAUGCACUUGCUUCUCUGGAUACAAAGGGCUCAGCUGUGAUCAGCCGAUAGCUGAAUGUGAGGCCUUGCAGUGCCCUGCAAACUCCAGAUGUACAGCCUCAGGUGAGGAUGGAAGACGACUGGAAUGCACGUGUCUGCCCAACUAUCAUGGGGACAGUACACGAUGUGAACCUAUCAACCCAUGUUCCAAAAAGGUCUGCGAUCCCAAUGCUGACUGUGUUUACCUUGGACCAAAUCAGCACAAAUGUACCUGUCAGGAAGGUUACAGAGGGGAUGGUCAGAUCUGCUUACCUGUAGACCCUUGCCAAGCAGCACACGGGAACUGCCCUGCACAGUCCACCAUCUGCAUCUAUGACAGUCCAGGAAAGUCUCACUGUGAAUGCAAGGAACAUUAUACAAACUUUGUACCUGGGAAAGGAUGCAGCAUGAUGGACAUCUGUGAAACAAACAACACCUGCCAUGAAAGAGCUAAAUGCUUAACAGUUGCACCAGGACAGAUUACGUGUACAUGUCAGGGGGGCUCCGUGGGGAAUGGUUUUGUGUGCUAUGGAAACAUCAUGGAGCGCCUCCAAGACCUGAAUGCAGAAGUGGGAGGACGGUGGCAAGGCAAGCUGACAUCCACCCUAUUGCUUCUGGAAAAUACCUACGAAUGGCCGCUGAGCACUCUGGGACCAUUCACUGUGCUUGUACCAACAAACAAGGGGCUCAAAGGUACAAAUAUAAAGGAUCUUCUGAAUAAUAAACAGAAAGCCCAGUACUUCACUAAACUCCAUGUUAUUGCUGGUCAACUUAACACAAGUAGCUUGAAUAAUACCAGUAUAAUAUAUACUUUGACUGGGAAGCCAGGAGAGAUAUCAAAGGGAGAAAAGGAUAAUCAAUUAAGAAUAAGAAUCCAAGGAGGAAGGAGGAAAGGGAAACUUUUACAGGGAAAUAUUAUUGCUUCCAAUGGAAUUUUGCACAUUAUUGACAAAGCCAUGGACAAUGUGGAGCCAACAUUUGAAAGCAGCAAAGAGGAAACCAUAAUGUCAGUACUUCAACAUAAUGGAAGAUACAGUCAAUUUACAUCUUUGAUAGAGAAAACUGGCCUGGGAAUGGAUUUGCAGCAGGACCACAGGCCUUACACAGUCUUUGUUCCAAGUAAUGAGGCUUUGAAUAAUAUGAAAGCUGAGGUUCUGGACUACCUGCUCUCUGCACAGGGUUCAUGGAAGCUGCUGGAGCUCGUCCGAUACCACAUUGUCUCCAAUACUGAGCUCGAGGUUGCCAGCCUUGUCUCAAUAGAGCACAUCAGAAGCAUGGCAAAGCAGUUCGUUUACUUUAACAGGACCAGCACUGGACAAGUCUUGGUGAGUGGAGAAAAAAUGGAAGAAACAGAUAUUGUUGCAAAAAAUGGUCGUAUUUACACUCUUGAGGGAGUUCUUAUCCCACCCACAAUUGUUCCAAUUCUACCACAUCGGUGUGAUGAGACAAGAAGUCAAGUCACAAAGGGUGUCUGUGCAGGUUGUUUAUCGCAUUCAUUGGCUCACUGCCCACAGGAUUCAAAGCCAAUCCCUUUCUCAAAACGGAGAUGCAUUAUUGAACACCCAACCUUUCAGAAAAUCGGCUGCGCUAGAGACUGCAAUAUAACAAUAAAGGAACCAAAGUGUUGCAAAGGCUUCUUUGGCCCUGACUGCAGUCCGUGUCCAGGAGGUUUCUCCAAACCCUGCUCAGGAAAUGGGCAGUGCAUGGAUGGCCUGGAUGGAAAUGGGACUUGCAUUUGCACUGAGGCAUUUCAGGGCUCGCACUGCCAGUUCUGCUCAGACCCCGGCAAAUAUGGACCUCAGUGUGACAAAGACUGCCUCUGCCUUUAUGGGAAGUGUGAUAAUCAAAUAGACAGCAAUGGGAUCUGCCUUCCUGGAUCAUGCAGAAUUGGAUACACAGGGAAACUCUGUGAUAAGCAGAUUGUUCCCUGUGAGCCCUCCCUACAUCUCUGCCAUGCACAUGCAGACUGUCAGAUUAGUGAUGGCGCAGUGAGCUGUGUUUGCAAACCUGGCUAUGAGGGAGAUGGCUUGAGCUGCAGCAAAGUUGAUCCUUGUGCUGCUUUAAACCCUGGUGGCUGCAAUAUCAAUGCCGAGUGCGUUCAGACAGGCCCAGGAGAGCACAUGUGUGUUUGCCAGGCAGGAUGGACAGGUGAUGGAAGGGACUGCUCAGCCAUCAACAACUGCCUGCUACCCAUCACGGCAGGGUGCCACGAAAAUGCCACCUGCAUAUAUGUUGGGCCAGGUCAGAAUGACUGCAAGUGUAAGGAUGGAUUUCAGGGGAAUGGAAUUGAAUGCACACCCAUAAACUCAUGCCUGGAACAAAAUGGAAAAUGCCAUCAUCUGGCAACUUGUCAGUUUGAGUCUUCUCAUGGCUGGAAGUGUGUGUGUCCAAAGGGCUACGAAGGAGAUGGUACAAUAUGCUAUGGAAAUGCUGCAGAUGAGCUAUCUACUCUGUCAGAAGCAGCUGCAUUUAACCAGUGGGUUAAUGAGGCCAAGAUAAACUCAGUGUUAUCCACUGCCUCUAAUCUAACUGUCCUCGUGCCUUCUCUGCAAGCAAUUGAAAACAUGGAUGAAGGAGAGAAAGCCUUUUGGAUGUCAAAAAGUAACAUUCCAACUCUACUGAAGUAUCAUGUACUGACAGGAGCUUACAGCUUUGCUGAUUUCCAGAAUUUAUCAUCCUCUGACAUGCUGCCAACAUCGCUACAGAGCAAAUUCCUACACUUGUCGAAAGAAAAUGGGAACCUCACCGUGGAGGGCGCUCACAUCGUGUCUGGUGACAUCGCAUCCACAAACGGGGUCAUACACGUUAUUGACAAGGUUCUGACCCCCCUCCGCAGCUCUGUCAUGCCAAGGCUGCUGGCCCGCCUGGAGCAAAUGCCUGAUUAUUCCAUUUUCAGGGGCUACAUCGUUCAAUACAGCCUGGCAAACGAAAUAGAAGCAGCAAACAUGUACACAGUCUUUGCCCCAGAUAAUGAUGCCAUAGAAAAUUACCUAAAGGAUAAAAAGUCUGCUACUCUGGAUGAAGGCCAAAUCCGCUAUCAUAUUGUACUGGAUGAGAAGCUCCUGAAGAACAAUCUGCACAAUGGCAUGCACAGGGAGACCAUGCUAGGGUUCUCCUACCAGGUUGGGUUCUUCCUCCACAACAGUCAGCUGUUCAUAAAUGAUGCACCUAUACGCUAUACAAACAUUGCAACAGACAAAGGAAUUAUUCAUGGACUGGGAAAGGUCCUGGAAAUCCAGAAGAACAGAUGUGAUAUCAAUGAUACCGUGAUCAUUGAAAAAUGCAGAAUUUGUUCACACCCAUCAAGUUGCCCCCCAGGAACAAAAGAAAUAGCAGGGGAGAGGAAAUACUGUGUCCUCACAGAAAACCACAUGAGAAUGUACACCAUCCAGAUCGGGUGCCAGCCAAAGUGUGCUAAAACCAUCAUUACAAGGGAGUGCUGCGCAGGUUUCUUCGGGCAGCAGUGCCAGCCCUGCCCAGGAAAAGCAGGGAACGCCUGCUUUGGAAACGGCGUCUGCCUGGAUGGCAUCAAUGGCACAGGCACCUGCCAGUGCGAAGAGGGGUUUGUCGGUACAGCCUGUGAAAGCUGCAUUGAUGGCAAAUACGGCCGCAACUGUGAUCAAGCGUGCACUUGUGUCCAUGGGAAAUGCAGCAGUGGGAUCGACGGGGAUGGUUCCUGUGAAUGUGACGUUGGCUGGAGAGGGGUGGUGUGUGAGACUGAAAUCAAAGACGACGCAUGUAACUCUUCAUGCCACACCAGUGCUAACUGCCUUCUCCUAUCAAAUGGCACUGCCUAUUGCAAGUGUGCAGCUGGGUUUGAGGGGAACGGGACAUUCUGCACAGCUAUCAAUGCCUGUGAGACCAGCAACGGUGGCUGUUCUGCCAAGGCAGAGUGCAGGAGAACAACGCCAGGCAACAGAGUCUGCGUCUGCAACGCUGGGUACACCGGGGACGGAAUAGUCUGCAUCGAAAUCAACCCUUGUCUGGAGAACAACGGUGGAUGUGAUAGAAAUGCAGAAUGCACACAGAUUGGACCCAAUCAAGCAGUAUGUAACUGCCUAAAGGGAUAUUCUGGAGAUGGUAAAAGAUGCACAUAUAUCAGUCUGUGUUCACAAAAUAAUGGAGGCUGCAGUGAAUUUGCCAUCUGUAAUGACACUGAGCUGACGGAAAGGACCUGCACCUGCAAACCUAACUACAUUGGGGAUGGAUUUAUGUGCCGAGGCAAUAUCUUCCAGGAACUUCUCAGGAACUCCAACACAUCUAAGUUUUAUUUCCACUUAGAGGCCUUGUCAAUCAAAGAUAUCGCAGGCCCUGGCCCUUUCACUCUGUUUGUACCUCGCACAGACAUACUGAACACCGACCCACGAGUCAAGGACUGGAUUGCCAAAGGAGUGAUGGCUCAAGUCCUUCGGUACCAUAUGGUGGGUUGUGCCAAUCUGUUGUACAACGACCUGACAAGAAUCACAAACAUCACCUCUCUCCAAGGUGACCUGAUACACAUCAGCUACUCUCAGAACUCACUGGUUUUGAACGACAAAGCUGAAAUCAUAGUCAGUGAUGCUGUUGGCACAAAUGGUGUGAUCCAUGUCAUAAAUCAAAUUCUGGUCCCAUCACAUAUGCAGGAUUUUCCCCUCAAGAAGGAAAGCCUUAAAAUGGUUGCAGCCAAACAUGGAUACAUCCUGUUCAGCAGUUUGCUAGAGAAAAACAACCUGCUUGGGCUGAUCUACGACCCUAUUCACAAACCCGUCACACUCUUCUGGCCCACAGACACAGCUAUCCGUGGGCUCCCACAGGAGCAGCAGGACUUCCUCUUCAAGAAGUCCAACACUGACAAACUGGUGCAGUACCUCAAAUUCCACAUUGUCCGUGAUGCUGCGGUGUUGGCCUACCAGCUCCCCAGCUCUACCUCACUGAAGACCCUGCAAGGCUCCAACCUCAGUGUGAGCUGUGGGGAUAACGGGGACAUUGGUGCCCUUUUCCUGAAUGACAGACAGUGCAAAAUAGUGCAGCGGCAGCUGGAGUUUGACGGGGGCAUCGCCUACGGUAUCAACUGCCUGCUGAUGGAACCCAGCCUGGGGGGACGCUGCGACAGCUUCUUCACUGUGGAUUUCAUGGGGCAUUGUGUUAGCUGUUUCAGUAACUCCAAAUGCCCUCCAGGGACAAAACCAAAGGAAGGAAUCAGCUGGUGCACAUAUGAGUCCUAUGGGCUGCGGAGGGAUGGUUGCCGUCGGAACUGCUCCAUGGUCAUCCACACAACCAAGUGCUGCAAGGGCUACUUUGGACCAGACUGCCAAGCUUGCCCUGGUGGCUCAGAGACCCCAUGCAACAACCAUGGCCUCUGCAAUGACGGGUACACAGGGACAGGAAAGUGCCACUGCAACAGGGGCUUCAACGGGACGUCGUGUGAGCUGUGUUUGCCAGGCAGAUACGGCUUCAACUGCAGACCCUGUGAGUGCAAGAACAACGGGCAGUGUGAUGAAGGAUACUCAGGAACAGGACGAUGUUUCUGUGAAACAGGAUGGACUGGCCGGCUGUGUGAAACCAAGCUAGCUCUGCCACCAGUGUGUUCCCCCAGCUGCUCCCCCAAUGCUGUCUGCACAGAGAACAAGACGUGCCAGUGCAAGCCGCUGUAUGACGGGGAUGGGAUCACAUGCACAGCUGCAGAACUUUGCAAACAAAACAAUGGUGGGUGUCACAAGGCAGCUGAAUGCACACAAAUUGGGGUGAAAGUCUUCUGCAACUGCCAGAAAGGAUACAAGGGAGAUGGGUUUACGUGCCUUCCAAUAAAUCCUUGCGCUGAUGGGUUCAAUGGAGGCUGCCAUGAGCAUGCCAUUUGCACUGUCAUAGGACCUGACAAACGUAAGUGUGAAUGUAAAAAUAACUACAUUGGUGAUGGGCUGAACUGCACCGUGAUGCAGCUUCCUCUUGACCGCUGCUUGCAAGACAAUGGGCAGUGCCACCCCGAUGCUGACUGUGCCGACCUCCAUUUCCAAGAUACCACGGUUGGAGUUUUCCAUUUGCGGUCCCCACAAGGGCAGUACAAAAUGACUUAUGAGAAGGCAAAGGAGGCCUGUGCCAACGAGUCAGCCACCAUUGCUACAUAUACCCAGCUGCUGUAUGCACAGAAGGCAAGGUACCACCUGUGUUCUGCUGGCUGGCUAGAUGGGGAAAGAGUGGGCUACCCGACUGGCUUCUCCUCUCCAAACUGUGGCUCUGGCUACGUCGGCAUCGUGGACUAUGGGAAAAGAGUCAAUCUGAGUGAAACCUGGGAUGUUUUCUGCUACAGGGAGAAAGAGGUGAACUGCACCUGCAAGCCAGGCUACGUGGGGGACGGCUUCUCCUGCAGUGGGAAUUUGCUGCAAGUGCUGAUGUCCUUCCCAACGCUGACAAACUUCCUGUCGGACAUCAUGGCUUACUCCAACAGCUCUAGAAAGGGGAGAGAGUUCCUCCAGUACCUCACGGACCUGUCAUUGCAUGCCACUCUCUUUGCUCCAAAUGAUAGUGGGUUAAAGGAAAAUGAGACACUUUCAGGGAGAGACAUCGAGUAUCAUUUAUCUAAUGCCAGGAUAGUGUUUUACGAGGACUUGACCAAUGGAACCACUCUUCUAACUCAUCUAGGGAAAAAACUCCUCAUUACAAACACCAGGGGCCAGGAACAUCAAGCCCCCGCCGCUGAACAGAGCGAGAUCCGAUAUGUGGACAGAAGCGCUAUCGUUGAGUGGGAUAUAAUUGCCUCCAAUGGAAUAAUCCACAUCAUUUCAGAACCUCUAAAGGCUCCACCAGAACCUGUUCCUCUCCACGCCAGUACUGGGACGGGAAUAUUCUUUGGCAUCUGUCUAGUUACUGGAGUUGUGGCUCUUAUCGGAUAUUCUUACCUCAGGUUCAGGAAGAGAAACACGAGCUUCCAGCACUUCAAGUCAAAAGAUGACACUGACACAUCAUCACUGGACAAGUCACAGCCUUCAAAUAUCACCAACCCCUCAUAUGAAAGUUCUUCUGUGCUGACUCCACCAGAACCUACUUAUGAUCUUUUCUCAGAUUCAGAUGACCAACAGCUUGUGAUGAGUGGUCCUCAUGAUCAGAACUAAAGACUGAAUUUGGCAUUAGUCAGUUAUUAAACACAUUUCUAUUUACAAUUACUGUGAAGAAAACCAGCACCUACACAUUACAGGGAAUAAAAUCUUGUUACAAAUUAAAAACCAAAAAAGCUCGGCUUUAAGAUGCAGUCUAUAUAACUCAUAGAGUUACCAACCUCAGAUGUGUUGGCUGUGUCUGAGCAGUACCAACUAUGAGCGUUAAAUGCAAGACUGAGUCUCAACAAACCUAACCAGAAGCAAACAGACUCCUCUCUGGGAAAAGUAGAUAACUUUCACUAGCCUGCUUUGUAACUGCUUUUAUUCUUCUUCACAGACUUUAAAAUGGCCACAAACACACAGUGCUGCUAACUUGGCAAAUAUCCUACAUUUCUUAGUUCUCUAGGUCUGUGCUUUCAUUUGGCUCAGCUACAAGCAUGAAACGCAAUAUGUGUUAAACAUCUAUUUUUAAACUGAGGGGAUUUUUUUGCUAGCAUACUUUCAGGUAAGAUAUUCAGCAGCAGGAAACACAACCACCCCGUCUGCCCCACUUGCCUCUGUCUUUCCUUGAACUUGGCUGUUUUGUUUACAUCUCAUUUCAUUGUACAAAGGGAAGUAGUCAUUGAGGCAUCUUUACCAAGACAUGCAGGCGAUGUGAGAGCAUUUAAAUGCCAAUCAAUCUUUACCUGACCCAUUUUUGUGACAGACAACGAAUAUGAACAUCCCCUUACCAUGCAAUGCCCACAUUCAGUUUUUCGGGUCCGGAAGGAGCAGAAGCUGCUUCUUCACAAACUGUAUUUUUACAAAGCACAGCAGUAACAGCUGUAACUGGCACCACACUAUUAGAAGUGAAUCAAAUAAGUUUCCUUCAACCAAAAUAUUCAUAUCAUAGCGAUACAGCAAGAACACAAAGGAAACCACAAAACAGCAAGCAAAGGAAGAUCUUUUUGCUGGCAGCAGCAACAUCCCCCUAAUGCCUGGGGGGCAUUAGGUGGUGUCACCCCAGGAUGCCUACUGUCAAGACAAGAUAAGCAGGCAAACCCAGGGUUGUUGAUGCAGCUUUCGAGCACAAAGGGAAUCUAAUGUGUAAAAACACCUGGAUGAAACAGACAGACAGAAGUAAUUCCCCAAACCUCUUCCCCUGCACCCCUACAUAUCCCUGCCUUUUUUUUUACCUAUAUUAAAAAGUUUAGAACACAAACACAGUUAAAACACACACUUAUGUAUCUAGGAGUUUUCCCCAGAGAAUUUUGCAAUUAAUACAGAUCAUGUUCUUUCCUUCUCCCCAGUCACCCAAAAUAUUAAGGCUCAGAGAGACCAGAAGAUAAAGUCCAAACAUUUAUUUUUGUAAUAAUCAUUAAAUAUUUUUAUCACAAAAAAAAAGCCCCACAGUUCAUAAAACUCUUUCUUUUAUUGACAGACUAUUCACUUCUGUGUUUUUAAUAGAACAGAACAAAAAUUUCUUCUUGCUUUGGUGUUCAAAUGAACUGUACUCUCAAAAUUAAUAUAAAGAAACACUGCCUUUUAAACAUGCUCAAAAAUCUCUUUGAAGUCAAUAGCAUAACAAGGUUAAAAUAAGUAACACAGAGAGUGCCAAGGUGAAAUCAUUAAAAAAAUGCAAGAUAUUUUUAAAAGUUAAAGAGCCGCAUUCUAGCACUGAAAAAUAAAUAAUACACUUCAAUACUCUCACUUAAAUUCAUAUUACAUAUAGUUGGAUUGUUUUAAGGAAACACAACCCUCUCAUAUUUAAUUCUUUUCAUGCAACGUUGUUUAUUUCAAGAACUCAUGCAAUAUAAACAAUAUUUUACUUGAGCUCGCUGUUGUAACAUAACUUGGUACAGAAGUUUGAUUUUUAAGUUAAGAGAACGGAAGGGUAAAAGAAGAAAAUCUUGAAACAAAAUGUGUAUUAUGUGGAUAACACCAUCCAAGCCAAUUAAACUGUUCCUGCUUAACACAGGAAAAUUAAGCAAACAAACUGGCUCCUAGCCAGCUUUGAAAGAAUAAACAUCACAGAGCUAUAAUCAACAAAACAUGAUCAAGUUCAAUAAUGCAGAACUGAAUAAUACAAUCUUCUUAUUUGCUGGUAGUAAGAUGGAGAAUGUAGAGUGGUUUUGGUGGGUUUUUUUUCUUUUCUUAAAGAGUGAACUAAAAUCUCUGGAGCAUGAGUGGUGCUACACACCUGUAACACCAAAUUCAGUUGUAGCUGAGCAUUAGAAUAAAGAACCGAAGGCAAAUCGGGAUAUUUCCAUCCCCACAUUUCAUUAACAAGUUAUGCUAAAUAUUUCUUGCACAGCCUCACCAACAAGUCUCCUGAUAAAGUCAAACUAACUUCCUGCAAAACUUUAUCUUUCCAUCCAGCAAAACAGCAGGACAGUCAGAUGAACUUCCUCAUUUCAAGUGUAUUCAUCUGUUUAAAUACACACACACACUUCAGGCAUGUUGCACGUCAAGUUUGAAAUAGGAGCACAAGAAAACAAAAUCCACAAUCACCUCUGAGGACAUCAUAUUGAUUUCAAGCAUACAGGAAAACUACUUAUAAAAUUGUGCAAACUAGAUUAAAAUACAUUCUUUACUUUGCAAACAUGCUUUUAAAAACAUGAAAGAUACUGUAUAUGAAAUUCAAUCUAGGUAAUUGCACAUAAUACAGACAGGUUAAAAAAGAAAAAGCCAAAACGAGAAAACUUUUGGUCACCAAAAGUUUGUUUACCUGACAAUCAUGAAAGUGAAAUUAAGAACACCAGAUGCUAUAUGUUUUGUUAAUUGUAUGCUUUUAAAAACCAAGGCUUUAAUAACUAAAAUUUGGAAGUUAUUAAUCAUAUUAUACCUGCUAAAAUGGCUGGAGUGGGAAGUACCAGUUAAAAAAAACAAACAAACAAACAAAAAAACCAACCCAUUUCCUUUGGAUCCAGAGAAAGAAAAUAAUUCUUACUUAAAAACAACUAUAUAGCAGUUCUAUAAAGUGCCUGUUAGAGGAAACACAUCAACAGAUGUUUUCCUUGUGCAAAGUAGACAUUUUUCAGCUCAAAUCUUUGGAACAAAUGCUACCCAGAGUUUGUGUUUAUGCAUUACCUUCAGUUUCAGUAAUUCAAUAAAACUUCUAAUCUGCACCACCAAAACUAUUUUUCUUUAUGCAAAAUCUGCACCAUCCCUAAUUCAGCUUUCAG